UAGCACAGAUUAUGCUGAGUCCCCAAAUCUGUUGUUUGAAUAUUGGAGUAUGCCAAAGUUAAGGCAUCUCUAUAUUACUGUUGCUUGCUGUUUAAGAAGUCCUUCUGUCAAAAUGGAUAUUAGUUUAUGGCCAUUCACUUCAAAAUGCAUCCAAGUUGUGUCCGGAAUUAGAUUUGCAAGCUGCACCAGGGAAGUUUUCAUCAGCAUGCCUUCUCUAAGGAUGUUAGGAUUGUCUGAAACCAAGGAAGACUAUGAGAUGGAUUGGUCAGCCAAAUGCCUAAAAGAGCUUUUCUAUUUGCAAGAACUUUGGACUUUUGAAGCUAUGCUUCUACAGGGAAAGUACAAAAAUACGGAGAAUCUUGAUGCUUUGCCAUCUAAUCUCAGGAAAUUGACCAUAAGUUGGAGCUAUCAACCAUGGCAGAAUAUGACCUCCAUUGCCUCGUUACCCGAACUGGAGGUGCUCAAACUGAAAAAUUAUGCUUUCCAAGGGCCAAAGUGGGAACCAACUGAAGGGGGCUUUCGUGUUUUGAAGCACUUGCUGGUUGAGAAGACUGAUCUAGUGUCAUGGGAGGCCACAAGCAAUCACUUUCCAUGUCUUGAGCAUCUAGUUCUCAAGUCUUGCAAGUACCUGAAAGAGGUUCCCUACGGUAUUACAGAAAUUUCUACCCUGAAGCGGAUAGAGUUGCACAACUGUAGUGAAUCUGCAAAAAUUUCUGCUACAAGUAUUGAAGUUGAAAGCCUUGAUGUUGUCAUCAAAAGCGAUAGAUUUCAGCACUCAGCAUAAAGGGAAGCUUUGAGCUGCGGCUUGCAAUUUCAAUUUCCCAACUGAUCUGGAAUUGCUUCUUGUCAUCCAUCUUGC
Coffea eugenioides is the source of this 859-nucleotide messenger RNA. Its product is annotated as putative late blight resistance protein homolog R1B-16. Gene Ontology annotation, molecular function: alpha-tubulin binding. The record is from RefSeq and is a predicted model, not a curated record. The coding region runs from base 50 to 784 and encodes 244 amino acids. Lineage: Eukaryota; Viridiplantae; Streptophyta; Magnoliopsida; Gentianales; Rubiaceae. Gene Ontology annotation, biological process: protein folding. The transcript is spliced from 2 exons.